AUGAAGACGGAAAUAUCACUGCCACUGGCCAUUUUCUUUAGCGAUAAUGGUAAUGGAUCAUGGGUGGUAAGCAAUGCAACAUGGCCGUCGGACCCCUCAUACUUUGCGCAUUCUUUCUCGGAUGGGCCCGUGUGGAACGAACACGUUGCGAACGCCCUUCAUCUUGAGCUUGUCAACAUCGCGACUGGCGGAGCUACCACAAACAAUGGCUUCGUUCAAGGACGUACAGGGCCCGAGUCGGAAAUCCCGGUGCCCUCCACGGCUGAACAAAUUGCGUCGUUCUUGUCGUGGGACGUGCCUAGACCUGGAGAUGUGUUUGUUCACUGGUCCGGCGUCAACGAGAUUCUUUUCAACCCCAAUGUCACUGGUUCACAGACGACCAGCUGGAUCAACGAAAAUAUUGAGACGUUGUAUCGUGCUGGGGCUAGAAACAUUGUUCUGGGCAACUACAACGACAUCGAGACAUUUCCAGGGACGUACAAUGCCUCUGGCUACCAGAGUGAUAAUGUUAAGUCCUAUAUGGACGAUCUCAGCAUUGGGCUUAGGAACAUUGUGGGUGCAUACUCUGCUUAUGCGAACACGGCGUUGGUUGAGGCACAAACGUUGUUCCGCAAUAUUGCAGCCAACCCUGAAGAGUACGGGAUUGAUGAAAAGUAUAACGCCACCUAUUCUUCGAUUCCUACCAUCCAGUAA
Messenger RNA from Clonostachys rhizophaga, 693 nucleotides. The record is from the annotation of a GenBank genome assembly. Lineage: Eukaryota; Fungi; Ascomycota; Sordariomycetes; Hypocreales; Bionectriaceae.